AGGCUGUGAAAGAGAAGAAUGAGAAGGUUAAGUUAAUGAAAAGAAUGAAAAAAGAAAUUGAAAAGAAAACUGAAGAAGAUUCAUCUAUCCUACCCACGGCUCCGUUAAUGGAAGAGUACAGUGAAAGUACAGUGAGGAAGCGUAGAGAGAAAAUAGAAGAAGAAAAUGAUAAGGAAGAGAUUUUGUUAAAAGUGGAUCAUGAUGACUACCAAAGACCUGCAAAAUUGGAUCUGAUAGUUGGGUUUCUUCGAUUUUUAAAUUAUCUGAGUUCGUGUACUGCAAUAUUUGGAAUCUGUCUUUCUCUCUACUUUCCACUUAGUGAGAGUGAAGAAGAUAUUCUUGAAAUUAAAUCAAAACUUUCCCCGGAGCAGCAGGAAACCCUAGGCUAUGUCCCGAGCUGGAAAUUACCUCCUGCUGAAUACAGAUGGAUUCUAUUUAUUAAAACAGGAGCUGGAAUUAUACAGUUAGCCUACCUACUGUGUACAGCAGUGUACAUAAUUAUUGACAAUAUUGCAACCAUGACAUUUCGGUGGAAGGAAUAUGGAGAACUCACACAUAGACACACUGAUGCAACGUCUGUUCUGUUUCUCUUCUGCAAAGCACGCUGGAAAAUGCGCCUUCUUGCCGCGCUCAGCAUUGCAAGCGCGCUUUCCCUUCAUACCACGCACAUCAUUUUAAGGUUAACAUUUUUUUAAAAAGAAAUCCAAAUAUU
Molecule: messenger RNA, 712 nt
Organism: Eurytemora carolleeae
Lineage: Eukaryota; Metazoa; Arthropoda; Copepoda; Calanoida; Temoridae
Exons: 10
Coding region: 36-695 (219 amino acids)
Source: RefSeq, a predicted model, not a curated record